GUACACAAAUCACAAAUGAGUGUAAAAACAAUACACAAUAUUUCAUCUACAAUUCACAAUAACAAUUGUUUGUAAUUUUUACAAACAGCAUAACUAUUAACCAAAGUAAUUAACGGAAGAACGAAACUGAAAUAAAUAUUCAAAAAUUAACUCGCAGCAUCCUAAACUUUAGUCUUUAGCCAAAUACUUAAUUCAAUUGAAAAAUGGCUUCGGUUCCAAUUUGUGCAAAUUGUACAGAUUCUUCGAGUAAUUCAGAAGAAGCUGAAGGAUUUGGAACUGAAAUUCAGCUGAACAAUAGUGAAGAGAAAGUGAAAUUUUCUAAAAUAAUUGCAACAAUAUUCUCUUCAGUCUCUCCAUUUGGUGACCAAGUAAAAUACGAUGACGAAGGGGAUUCUUGGACUUUGUGCAGCACUUGUUCAAUAAUUUUAACCAAAUUGUAUAAACACUAUCAAAAUUUUGUGAAGUUAACGAAGAAGGAGUCACUACUUUAUGGGAAAUAUUUUGCCAAUAAUACUACUGUAAAUCGGAUCCAAUGCAAAAAGAGAAAAGUACGCGAAAAUUCUAGGGAUCCUGGAUCUUUCUUAAUAGAUGCUGAUGCCGUACACGUAAAACUUGAAAACGAACGCCAGGACGAUUGGGAGAACGAAUACGAUAAUUUUGAUACCUCAUAUUUGGAUCGACGUGACCCGAUGAAUAAUUUUAUAAUAAUUCCGGAUGAUGUAGCCAAGUUGAAGAAAAAGAGGGGCCGUCCCCGACAAAUUAAUUCGUCACCUUCAUCCCGUCUGAAAGGGAAAGUAGGCCGGCCUCGGAAAGCUUCAAGUCCUUCUCGAACGAUUAAUAACAAGGGGACAGGUUCUCGUACACCCGCAAAAAAUGUAGAUGCUGAAGUUGAUCAAGCUUUGAGUCAAGAGCAAAAAUUUUGCCCUAUAAAAUCACAACGAACUGACGACUCGGAAGAAAGUUCCAGCUCCUGCAAUUUCAAAAGGGGAGAUCAAGACCAAGACGUUGACCUCAAGCAGGACGAGGAAGAAGAAGAGAAGUCAAGGAAAAAACCCGUCAAUAAAAACCCCCGAAAAAGAAAUCGUGCUUCUAAACCCUCAAAGUUCGAAAUUGAGAUUAUUGGAGGCACCAAAUUUUUCAAGUGUCCCACCGAAGGGUGUUCGAAAAUGGCUACGACCUCGUCAAACCUUGUGACUCAUAUAAGAUGCGUUCAUGAGCAAGAAAAACGAUUCAAGUGUGAGACGUGCGCCAAACUAUUCUCCUCGAGCAGUUCAUUACAGUUACACACGGUCCGAUUCCAUUCUGCGGAUGGGGGACAACAACUCUACGUGUGCAAGGUGCCCGGAUGUGGAAGGUCCUUCGCGUACCCGGCUAGCCUGGCUACACAUCGCUUCGACCACGUCCCCCAGACCGAGUUUCCAUUCACCUGUGACAUCUGCGUCGCCAAGUUUAAGCGAAGUUGUGACUUGGCCACUCACAUGGCGAGACAUUCGGAGGAGCGAGCCUGGAUGUGCGAUAUCUGUGGGGGCGCAUACAAGACGAAAGUUGCGCUGCGUAAACACGUCAAAUUUCAACAUUCAGACGCCAUGGUCAGAACCUGUGAAAUUUGCGGGAAACAGUUGAGAAAUAUUUUCAAUUUACGGAUCCAUAUUCAAAAUGUUCAUAAUGUCGGGACAGCCAAACCCCAUUUGUGUCCGACUUGUGGGAAAUCAUUUUCUUCCGCGGGUGGGUUGAAGAAACACGAAGAGAGUCAGCAUCAUUCCCAAGUGAUUCACCAGAAUCAAAAUCAUGGGUUCCAAACGGAAACGGGUUUUGCAACAUUUUAGAUGGUAGUUCUGUAGAAAUUCCACAGGAUAUUCCUAAUAAUUAUAUAACUCAGCCAGAAGUAUCUAUUUGUACACAUUUCAUGUAAUGUUUAUUCGACACUGUUUCGUAUAAAUAAAUCAAAACUUCAGUUUCAAAAUAUA
Molecule: messenger RNA, 1967 nt
Organism: Folsomia candida
Lineage: Eukaryota; Metazoa; Arthropoda; Collembola; Entomobryomorpha; Isotomidae
Product: myoneurin
Exons: 3
Coding region: 204-1826 (540 amino acids)
Biological process (GO): regulation of transcription by RNA polymerase II
Molecular function (GO): RNA polymerase II cis-regulatory region sequence-specific DNA binding; DNA-binding transcription factor activity
Source: RefSeq, a predicted model, not a curated record